Peronospora matthiolae is the source of this 291-nucleotide messenger RNA. The record is from the annotation of a GenBank genome assembly. NCBI's taxonomy places the organism in Eukaryota, Oomycota, Peronosporomycetes, Peronosporales, Peronosporaceae.
AUGGAUGGGCCGACUUCACCAGCAGUUGAAGGAGGCGCUUCAGCAGGGGACAUUCAGCAGCCUGUGAAACAGGAUGCAGAUCUGGUUUACCAGGGGGAGCAGGAAGUGGAGAAAUAUCUGGAGUCAGCUCUGCAACGCCUGCCUUUGCGCAAUCCGAUGUCUAUUGCGUCACUGCUUAAUCCAGUUGAUGAAGAGCCGACGGUGCAUGCGGAGUUAAGCGACGCCGAGAAUUCAAGCUCGUCCAGGAUGCUGAGGAGAAGGAGGAAGGAGAAGCUGAGGAGGAGGUGGUGA